Molecule: messenger RNA, 1076 nt
Organism: Felis catus (domestic cat)
Lineage: Eukaryota; Metazoa; Chordata; Mammalia; Carnivora; Felidae
Product: translation initiation factor IF-2-like
Exons: 3
Coding region: 24-860 (278 amino acids)
Biological process (GO): virion assembly
Source: RefSeq, a predicted model, not a curated record
UCCGAUCUGUUAAGACGAAGGUAAUGGAUCCCGGACCACAAGGUCAUCCAGAUCAAGUAGCCUAUAUCCUCACUUGGGAGGAUCUCAUUCGGAAUCCUCCGGCAUGGAUGAAACCCUUCCUCCCUUCCUACCCCCUAUCUCAAUCUACCCUUCUUCCCCUGAAAACCUCAAAAGACCGAGCCUCAACCCAAACUCCAGAUCCGCCCACACCGGUUUUUCCCGAUGAGUCCCAAAGGGACUCCCUCCUCCUAGACGCUUUGUCCUCGCCGCCCUACAACCCCCUCUUACAGCCUCCACCCUAUAAUCCGCCCCUGGCCCCCGCCUUGACCCCGGUGGCCCCUACUUCCCCUCCUGCCUCCAGUUCCUCCUCCCCCUCCUCUCCCGGUCCUGUGGCCGUGCGUCCGGGGCCCGAGCCGCGGCCCCGCCCCCGCUCCCCGCUGGCGAUCCCGGCCCCCCUUUUGCCCUGUCGGGGCGGCUCGCGCCGAGGCCGAGUCGCGCGCGGGGCUGCGCCCCGGGGAUGCGUGCCCCGGCGGCGGCCCGCGGGACGCCGCGGCGUCGCCCGCCGCUGCGCGUGCGGUGCCCCGUGCCGCGCGGUCCCGUGGGCCGUCGUGGGGGGUGGAGGUUGUGGAUCCGGAGCGCCGUUGGUCUCGCCGCCUUGCCCCGGGCGGCGGCCGCGGCGGUCUGGCCGUGGCCCCCUCACCCGCCCGGACUGGGACUAUGAAACGGCUCCAGGUAGGGAGAGUCUCCGAAUCUAUCGCCAGGCUCUGUUGGCGGGUCUCAAGGGGGCAGGGAAACGGCCCACCAAUUUGGCCAAGGUAAGGACCAUAAUUCAAGGAAAAGAGGAGAGCUCCAACGGCUAGAUGGGAUUCAAACCUAUGGGUUGCAGGAACUAGUUAGGGAGGCAGAAAAGGUAUAUAACAAGAGGGAAACUCCAGAAGAACAGGAGGCUAGGCUAGCAAAAGAGCAGGAAGCACAGGAGGAACGAAGAGAUCGAAAGAGAGAUAAACGUCUAACAAAAAUCCUGGCAGCUGUAGUGACAGAAAAUAGAACAGGAAAGUCAGGGGAAACGAAGAGGC